Messenger RNA from Colletotrichum graminicola M1.001, 22920 nucleotides. RefSeq lists its product as uncharacterized. The transcript is spliced from 2 exons. The record is from RefSeq and is a predicted model, not a curated record. NCBI's taxonomy places the organism in Eukaryota, Fungi, Ascomycota, Sordariomycetes, Glomerellales, Glomerellaceae. The coding region runs from base 1 to 22920 and encodes 7639 amino acids.
AUGAUGCGAGAUCCGCGUCGCCGGAGCCCCGAGAGCUCUCGGCGGCGAAGAAGAGACCGCCGUGAUUCUCGCGAGCAGCUGGCCGCCGCCGCCGCCGCCUCCACCACCACCCUUUCCACCAUCCCCGGUCCGUCGCAGCAAUACCAACAACUCCAACAACAACAACAACAACAGCCGCUCCCCCACAUAUACUCUCAACCGCAAUACCCUCACUAUUACGCCGACCCUCAGAGAUACCCCGAACCCGAGAGAUACUCCGCCCGUCUGGAGAGAUACGACGACCCUCAGAGAUAUACCCAUCCUCAACCACAAUCAUACCCUCACCCCGAGCAAUACCCUCCGACAGAGGCCUUUGUGAAUCCUCUAGGCUAUACUGAACAGCAGCCAUAUGUCGAGCCCCAGACAUACCAACAACCUCGCGAACCCGAGACGAUGCGCCCCCGCGGUGGCUCCAGCUCCUCCUCGUCCUCCUCCACCUCAUCCUCCCUCCUUAAUAUCUCAGCCAAGAGCCCCAAAUUCGGCGGAGUUUUUAGCACAUUUUUCAGGGCGCCUUCGGAGCAGCGCAAAGAACGUCGUCGGAAGAAGCAGAAGGCCCGCAUCCUGUCCUUCGGCAAUUCCUCUUCAUCCUCGGUGAACUCCGAUAUGGCCUAUGGCCGCGGCUACAUCGACCGCGACAAGAGCCAGCGCGCUAGCCCAAUGCCCCAAGGCCACCCGAGCCCUGCGCUAUACCGCGCCGAUGCUGUUGAUGCCUCUCACCGGCCGCCCCCGGUCCCUCGGGACAAGACGGACGAAGAAAUCCUCAACAUUGGCCGCCAGCUGCAAGACAUAGCCAGAAAGCAGAACCAGGCUGACCUGAAAGCUGCCUCCAAGUCUCGCACGUCCCAGGUCGCUGGAGUCGCUGGAGCCGCAGCCGCCGCCGCUGCCUUCAGCCAUUUCCGCCCCAAGACCAAGACUGACAGCAAAACUCGGGGAUCCGCUACCUCGAAACCUAAUCAAACCGCCUCAUCCUCGGAUGAUGACUGGGAGUCGGCCUCCGAGGAUGAGUCUACCACGGACGAAUCGGACAACGGCCUGGCCUACGGCUCCGUCUUCAAGCCGCCCAAGUCGGCUAGAAUCUCAUCCGAGUCUCCAGAGCAGAUCAAGCCGCCCGAGCGGAGGAGUACCAUUGUAGACCCGCGUCUUUUUGGUCCAGUCAACUCUCUUCAUGGCGCUGUCAAGAGUCCCUGCGGCUUCGGUGAAGAAGACCCACGUUCCGCUGGCUCUUCUCGUCGCCAUCACGAGGAGACGAUAGCACAGGUCGAACCUCCCAAAAACGGAAAGCAGCCGAUGCAACGCAUCUACCCCGUACCGACCUCGGACCCGGAUAGGUUCGAUUACGACCGUGGCUCCGUAGUGUCAUCUCGCCAGGAUCUCCCGCAACGGGCUCGGCCGGAGCCAGUCCCCAUCCAGCAGCCGAUCCCCAUUGUCCCCGUCUCGUCCAAGGUCUAUGAUGCGGAGAGGUUCGAGGAAGAUGAGCGUACCAAACAACGCCGGUCGCCGCCCAAGGGGAGGAGUGCCGCAGAGAACGCCAUUGCCGGUGUAGGCGUCGCAGCCGCCGCCGUUGGCGCGGCCAUGGCUUAUAGCCGCAGAGACUCUGGCGAUCACAGUGAGCGUCGCGACGACCCUCCAAGCGAGGCCCCAAAGCGGCGGGAAGGCCCCCGCGAUCCUCAGCAGAGCCGCCGUAAGGAUGAACCGGAACAGCUGAUUAGGGUCGAACUGGAGGACCGCGAAACCCGCAAGCAGGAUGACCCUCGCCGAUCCCAUCGGCGUAAAGACGCGGACGUAGUCGACGCACGAGACAAGAAACGUGUCGGCCGCUCUGAUCCCGCCUAUGAGGCUUUGAAGAGACGUGCGACCGAGCGUGAUCCUCGCCCAGAGGUCUACAGACUGCCCCAAGGGGACGAGAUCCGAGUCGAGUAUGACCCCAACGAUGACCGCCGGCCUCGCGAGGAACCCAAAGAACCUCGCCGGGAGGAGCGUAAGACGGUAGUCGUAGAUGACCGCCGGGAGACAAUGCGGUCAGAGAGACCAACUGAGCUGCCCCGGGACAAAUAUGGGGUGGAGCAACCCGAGGCCCCCAGUACACAAGCCCCUAUUGACCCUUUUCAGUUCCAGGUUGCUGAUGAUGCCUUCCAAACGCCCAAAUACGCCACUCCGAAGAGACCUUUGACUCCGCAGGUCGUCACCGUCGACCGAGAGCCUAGCUUUGACAACUCCCCGCCAAGAAAGCCAGACUACUCGGAGUCGCGAAUGAGCCGCAAGGAUUCCUUCGAGCUCGAGCAGCGACUGGAACAGUACCAGCAAGCUGCCCAAGACCGUUCCCGCCCCCCUGCGUCACGCCGCCGUGGAGACUCAAUCGAAGAGGAGGAGCGCGUCGCCAAGUCCAUCUACGACGAGGCCAAGAACGCGACUGUGCCCAUCGCCGCGGCUGCCGUCGCCGCCGCAAUCGCCGCCGAAGCCGAGAGAUCACGAAGGCAUCGCCGUGACCAGGUUACCAAGGAUGGUCCCGGUGAUGAAUCCCAGGCCGUCAAGGAUGCCGUCCAGGAAGAGGCCGACAGGUACUACCGCGAGACCGUUAUUGCACGCAAGAUUGCCAAGGAAGAAAUUCGGUCCCGCAGUGCAUCUCCUCACGACGAAUCCGUCGUCGGCAAGUGGCAGGAACACGACAAUGGCCCCGAGGUCGUCACGAUUGUGACGCCACCCGAGAUGGAACACCACCACCACCACCACCACGACAAGAGCCCGUACGACGCACCCAAUGCCGAUGUUCGCAUCGAUCAUAUCAUCAUUCCCGAAGAGCUUUCCCGCUUCGGCCUCCCUGGUCGCCAACUCGCAGCCGGCGAAGUGCCGAAAUUCCAGUCCCGCGACCCUUCUUGCGAGCGUGAAAGACCGCUCCUGAACCUUGUCCUGCCUACACCUGUCGUCACGCCGCGACAUACGCCAGCUCCUGAGCAGCAGAAAGAGCCAUCGUCGUCAAAUCAGAAGGAGGAGGCCCCUCAACCAAGACAAGUCAGGCCAGUCGGUGCUCCCUCAUCUGACGCUGUACCGGCCACGGAGAUUGUUUUGGGGCCAAGAGGCGAGGCUGUCGAAAGGCCAACAACGCCCAUUGUCAAGUCGGUCACCUGGGGCGAGAACGAGACUAAGAGCUUCGAUAUCGAGAGCCCAGAGCCUCCCAAGAAGUCUGCCUCCAGUACUUCGAGCAAGUCAAAGAAGAAGAAGAAGCUGGGCAAGAGCUCACCGUGGGGCAUCAUCUCUGCGGCCGUCGGCACUGGAGCGGCGGCGGCAGCGGCAGCGGCAGCCCCUGAUAUGCGCGAUCCCUUUGAGAGCAAGCCGGACGAGCAUAGGGAGAGGCAUAGCCCUCCUGAGUCGCCCAAAUCUCGCGGCAUCGAGCCCGUCGCUGAGCCUACUGUCCCCCCUGCUUCUCACGAACGUUCCAAGCCAUUCGAGGAUGAACCCGACUUGCCCCCGGCCCCUGGCCCCAAGCCGUCCAGCCCUCAAACCUCGAGGAUGCCUGGCGCUUUUGCAGAUGACAUUGAAUUUGCUUCUGUUUUGGCUGCCGGUCUCCAAGACACUGGGUUUGACCCGAACAUUGUCAUUGAUAAUCCUACCUACAUGCGCCGCGACAGCCCUCCAGGACAGAGCGAGCCGAUGGUCUACCAGCAGCCCUUUGCCGAGACCGUGACCGACUUGGGCGUCUACAGGCCUGAAGGGCCCGCCCCUGCGGAUAGCGGGUUCGUCAUUGGCGAGGUGCCAGAGACGCCGGUUGCCGAGAGGGAAUUGGGAGACGAUCAUCUUACCGAGUCCCCUCGCGCACGAGAGCGCCGUGACAAGGGGAAGGUCAAGGAAACGCGUCUCGUGGAACAGGAACCUCCUGUCGAGGACGUCGAAUCUCCCAGGAAGCUCAGCAAGAAGGAAAAGCGCAAGCAGAAGGCAGCCAAGAGGCAAAGCAUGGACGACGCGCCGGCCGAUGAGACUUACGACACUCCCUUGGCUUUAUCGCGACCAGCGCCCACCCCCUCCUCAGAGACACCCCUUGAUCAUGAGAAGCCUCGUAGCUACUACGACGUUCCCGAAGCCACUUCUCGAGAUGCGCCGACCUUCCUCAACCACCCCGGCCCUGUUUAUGAAAGGCCGCACACUUACUAUGGAUAUGGAGGCCCCCAACCCACGCCGCUCUCUCAGUCGAAUCCCUAUUCGAAUGCAGUUUCUGCUCACGAUAGACCGCACAGCUACUACGGCGCCCCUGAGAUGACUUUGCGGAACGAGCCUGUCCCCAUGGACGAGUCAGUUUCUCGUUACGAGAAACCUCGUGCUUUCUAUGACACCCCCCAGAGCCCCGAAACUGUCAUUGCGCCUGGCUCCAAGGAUCGUGGCUUCCAGGACGUACCGACGUGGGACUUGCCAGCCAUCUCUGACGUGCCUCGUUCUUAUGGUGAAACUCUUGCGUCUGCGGCAUCAGCGUCCGAGGCAGCUCCUGUUGACUACGAGCCAGCCGCUACUAGCAAGUCGAGUAAGAAGGAAAAGAAAAAGAGAAGCAAGUCAUCAAAGUCCGAAGUCAUUGUCGUACAAGAAGAUGAGGAUGAGCCGCCCACUGAGCGAUCUCUUCGCGAUGAGACUGGCGCUUCCCCCGAAAAGCUACUAGAGAGCGAGCGAUCCCAUUACAGCGGGCCUCAGGAGACUGCUGAAGAUGCGUGGGACACGCCCGCAAGGAAGAAGAAAUCCAAGAAGUCAAAGCAAAGCUCGGAUGAAUGGACUGACGUCGAGAAGCAGAGCGAUUACACCCCCACGAUCGAGCGGAGCAGCACCCGCGAUGACGACCUUGGUGAGUGGGACGAUCUUCCGACCAAGUCUCAACGGGAUCGCUCCAGAUUCGAAGACCGGGAUGUGAGCUCUGUGGUGUCCGACCCGUCGAGUCGUCGCGAGAAGUCGGACCGCCGCUCCAAAAGCAGUCGGCACGAAGACAGAGAUGCGAGCUCCGUCGUUGUCUCCGACCCCACAACCCGACGUGAUAAGUCUGACCGGAGAUCCAAGAACAUUGGUGACGAGGAUCGGGAUGCGAGCUCCGUGGUUUCUGACCCGUUGAGCCGCCGUGACAAAUCCGAACGCCGGUCCCACAGCAGUCGACAUGACGAUCGAGAUGUGGCCUCUGUUGUCUCUGAACCCACGUCGCGGAGUGAAAAGUCGGAACGCCGUUCCAAGAGCCUUCGCGACGAGGAGAGGGAUGCGGGCUCCGUAGCUUCCGACCGCUCGUCAAGACGUGACAAGUCAGACCGUCGCUCCAAUGGCACUCGGCACGAGGACGACGACGAUGCCAAGUCGGUCGCGUCUGGAAGCUCUGGUCGUAAGAGAAGGAGCGACGACCAGAAGAGCCCCAAGGAGGAGGAGAAGCGCAGUAGCGGCUUCUUCAACAGUCUCUUCAGAGGCGGCAACAAUAAGGAGGUAUCUGGCAAGGAUGAGAAGUCGUCUUUUUUAGAUAAUGCCGGCACCCUUGGCGCGGGUGCCGGCUUGGCGGGCGCUGUGGCAGCUUUGGGCUCCCUGAUGUCCCGCUCCAAUGCCACUGAACCUCCUCAAAUGGAAGAACCGGUCGAUAUUCCUCGAUCUCGGGAAAGGUCUUCCAGCCCCACCCGAGACGUCGACAUCGACCCGGACAUCGUGCCGCGGGACAUUAGACCCGCCAUCGACCCUCAGUAUGGCGAUCUGCUUCCUUUGCCACCCAGCCCCAUGUCUCCGAGCACGCUGGGCUCUCCAACCGAGGAGCUGGAGGAGCUUCCCGCCUUGCCUGAUAGCCGGCCAGAGACGCCUCCGGAGGAAUGGAGACGUCAGCACGAAACGAAGACGCCCAAGACCCACUCGCGGAAGCGCAGCAACAUCGAAACCCCGCUCCGAAGUCCAAGCCAGACCGCCGUACCUUUCAAGUUGCGGUUGGGACAGAGGUCCACACCCUCGUCCUCUCCCGGCAAAUUUGGCCCCUCUCCCACCUCGUCUCCCCCGGUGACCACGGCCCCCGAUGCCACCCACGACACUACUCCUACUUCUGGCACCAAUGCCAGACGUCCCUCUAGGCCGAUCUCGUGGGAGAGCAGCCGUGAGAUCAAGCCUCUCUACCUCUUGGAACAAUCUCGUCAGGAAUCCGCAGCCCAGUCGAUGGAGCCACCCGUCGACUUCCCAGAGCUGCCUCCAAGCGAGCCGCCCUCGCGGGAGUCUCCUGCGCCUGAGUUCUCGCUGCGCGAAGACGACGCAAAAUACUUCAAUCAGCUCCAGGCGUCGCCUUUUGAGCCCAACGACCUUCGCAUCGACACCGACAUGUCGCAGUACCCUGACCAGGCGGACCGCCAAUUCGGCUCGCAGGAGACUACCCCCAAGGCAGAGCACGCAAUCCAGCACGUCGGUGCCUUGUUUGAGCGGCCUUCUCCUGCUCUUCCUGAAUUGCCAGACGCUGCCAAGCAUUUGGACCUGCCAGAAAACUACUAUGCGGAGUUGCCGCCCCUUCCUGCUAGCCCUCUGGACACGCCGGUAAUGGGACCCAAAGCAGAACCAGCGGAUACCAUUUCGCAAGAGAGGAGCCUCUACGGACCAGCGUCGCCUGCCCUUCCUACUGCCACUGACGCUGCCCGGCAAUCUGCCUUUUCACACGCUAACCUGUCUGACUUGCCGGCUCUUCCCGCCAGCCCGGUAAGCGGUGCGGCAGAGACCUUGAAGCAGCCGGUUAUCCCAACAUCAGAGCUGGAGGAGCUGCCUGCUCUUCACGACAGCCCUUCGGCGCGCCCAACUACGAUGCCCGAACCGGAACCAGUCGAAACAACGUCCAAAGAAAGAAGUUCGUAUCUCCUGCACAUGACGCCCCCAUCAGUCAUCAAAACUCUAAUGGAUCGUGAUACGUUAGACACACCGCCAAGCCCUAUGCCUAGCAGAUCUUACGACGCUACAGUUAGCAUAGCCGAGAUCGAGGAGCAGGAUUUUUCUGGCUCUCACAACACUGCCCUUGCAGCCUUGGCCGGAGGCGCAGCUGCCGGACUCGCAGCUGCCUCGCUUAUCGAUCACGCUAAGGCCGAGGAAAAGGCAGCAGAGGUUGAGCGAGAAACCGAAGCCUUGGGACCUUCCGCUUCAGCAGAGCCACCCGCGGACGGGAAGAAGUCAAAGAAAGACAAGAAGAAGAAGAAGAAGGCCAAGGGGAUGUCCAUCGAUAACACCACGCUUCCCUCGGCUGACAUCGCUUCCUCUGUUUCUACAGACAAGGAAAAUUUGCUGUCCACCGAUGCUACUCCCGCUACUCCGGCCGAAGAGUUGACGACGCCUAUUUCAAACGAAGUCACCCGCUCUAUGCCAACUGAGGAGCAGGCGACCCCGUCGUCCCUAAACGAAAAUGUUUCAUCCAUCUCGGUUGGACAUGACGAGCCGCCGUCUGUCGAUGCGGUUCCUUCUGCCUCAACUUCAACUGAGGAUGCCAUUCUUGCUUCCACUGACUGUACUACGGCUCCAUCGAUUGAAGCUAUGCACACUGCCAAUGAUGCUCUGCCACCUCUCCCCCCCGUUUCUGCUGAAGAGACUCUCUACCUCUCCAAUGACGCCGACCUAUCUGUUGCGGACGGCGAGAAUGCGCUGCCCUCAAUUCGAGACAAUCAACCCCUGGAACCCACGGACAAGACGCCACGAGAACCCGCCCAUUCUGCAGUUGUACCAGCCGAUAUAUCUUUUCCUGCUGAGGGCGAUGUUGCCGCUGUGGGCGAUACUGCGGCUGACAGCGAGGUCACCGAACCCGCAGCCGCUGAGCUUCUUGCAGAAGAUACCGCCGGCGAAAAGAAAUUGUCCAAGAAGGAGAAGAAGAAGAAGCUGCAGAAGAUCAAGAAGGCUUGGGAGCAGGCUCAGGCGGAGAUGCCGGAGCUUGAGCGUUCUGCCGAGCCCAAUAAGCAGACCAGCGAGGCCGCCCUUGACACAGAUGCACCGAUCAGUUCCUCGUCUGAGCCUGCCAAGGCCACGGAGACCAAUGAAGUCGAAGAAGCUGCCUCUAUCCCGCUUCCUGGUGCAUUGGACACCGCCGAGGAGGCGGCCUUGCUCGAGCCUGAGACGACAAAGGAGACGAUGCAAGCCCAAGAGGCAGCUGGUACCCAGCUUGCAGACAUUUCAGAGCCGGCUUUGGCAACCCCCUUGCUUCAGUCUGAGAAGGUUCCUGUGACCACUGAAGCUGAACAGGCUGCUUCUGUUCCGCUCCCUGAGGAUUUAGAACCUAUGACGGAUAGUUAUUUGUCGAGCGAGACGGAAAAGGCCAAAGAUGCGCAGGAUCCUGAACAGCCUGAGUCAGUCCCGGAUUUCAAGGAACCAAUCACUGCUCAAGAGGAGGCUCAAACCACAUUGCCCGACUUUGGCAGUUCCAAAGAUGCAGUUGAGGCCGGGCUGCCUGCAGCACCUCCGACCCUUGAUUCUCUGGCUUCCGACGUUAAGAAGGGCAAAAAGAAGAAGGGGAAGAAGUCCGUGGAUGAUGAGCCUCUCUUGCCCAAUCUGGCCCCCGAAGUGCCUCCAGACUCUUCUCUGUCAGCCGGUCCUACUCUAGACAGCGAUGGAAAGCCUCUGGAUGCAAUCGCAAACGUCCAGUCAGAGCAGCAGGCUCCAGUGGUUGAAUCCUUAAAUGCCGAAGACGACUCGUUCAAACAGGAGCUCUCUCUUCAACCCUUAGAGGAGAAGACAGCCGAACAGAUCGACGUUAUAUCCGAGCCCCGGGCUCUACCUCUUGAGGCUGCAGAGAAGUCAUUUGGGCCAAGUGAUGACUUGGGCGAGCAGCAGACUACUGUGCAAGAUCAAAGUGACAAGUCCGCUGAAAAGGUUGUGAUCCCGGAGUUACAACCUGCACCCCUUACGCGAGAACCCUCUUCCAAGUUGGAUGCCGAUCCGUCGGAGCAGCAGACUUCUGCCACUCAAUCUGAUGAAACCCUAGCUAUUACCGACAGUCAGCAAGAGCAACCCGUCCCUAUUCCCGAGAGUAGUCCUCCCGCUGAGGAGCCAACCAUUCAGUCCCGCGAGGUCGAAGAGCCUACUGAAACUCCAUCUGCACCCUUGUCCAAGAAACAGAAGAAGAAGUUGAAGAAGUCCAGAAAGAGCCUGACAGCAGACGAUGAACUUCUGGCGGCAAUUGCGACCAAGACCACCGAUCCCCAGCCCGAGCCUGCCGUGGAUCGGGUACCUUCAACAUCGAACCUAGAUGUUGAGCCAAUUGAAGCUGGUAUCUCGGAAGCCGCCCCCCCGGAAUCUGUCGCAGAUGGCACGAUUGCAGCCGCACCUGUCGAUCAGAUUGUUGAUGACGUAUCCGUAGCGACCCAAGCCGCUGCCACGCCUCUUCCUGAAGAUGCCACCGAGAUGCUGGAGGAAGUGCCCGAGGAGAGACCUGAGCCUGCUCUUAUCGAGGUUGCCUCUGCGAUACCACUUCCAGAGGACAUACCCACGGAACCUGAGGAGACACCCGCGCAAGCUACCGAGACAGUCGCUUCCGCAAUGCCUCUCUCCGAAGAUGCGGCCGAAAAAGCAACCACCACUGCCCUGGAAACUUCUGACAACGUGCCAAUCGUCGACACCGACGAGAAGCCGACUGCUGAGCCGGUGCCUGCGAACGUGGAGGCGCCCCCGACCGAGGCUGUUCAGCCCGAAUCAUCUGGCAAGAAGAAGAAAAAGAAGAAGAAGGGCAAGGGUGGCUCACUGUCCCAACUGGACGAUGUAAUGUCUGCUGAGACGACCCCUCUGCAGUCUCCAGGCGUGCAGACUCCAACCACCGAAGCCCCUGUUGAUGGGCCCUUUGACGCAAAGGCUCCUAUGGCCGAUAGCCGUGCCGUUGAUUCUCCCAUUGCUGAGCCCUCCGCCAAGGAGGUGCCUACCUCUGAAAUACCCUCCGUUGAGACUCCUGUCGUUGAGACUCCUGCCGCUGAGACUCCUGCCGAGACUCCGGCUGAUGAGACUCCGAUUGUAGAGACUCCGGCUAUUGAGAAUCUUCCUGCUGAGAUUUCCUCAGACGAACCUCUACCCACCAGAGCCGAGGCUCUCGAGGCAGCUUCUUCCAUCGAGACGCCUGCUGCCGAAUCAGCCCCGUCAGAGAGUGCUAUUGCAGAGACCCUCACCGAGAACCCAACGGUCGAUGAGUCUCUUAAGACCCAGCCUACCGACAUCGUCCCCACGGAGACGCAGCAGGUCGAGGAUGCCAUUCUUCAAACCAAUGAGGCGAGCCUUGCCUCGGACAAGGCGGCCACCGCGACGGACAUGCCUGAGACUUCCAUUUCUUCCUUGGUCCCCGACGAGCAAAUCGAAACUCCUGGUCUGGCCGAGGAUACGUCCAAGUCUUCGAAGAAGUCAAAGAAGAAAAAGAAGAAAGACAAGAAGGCAGCCGAAGCAGAGCCCGAAGUUCCUGCCGUUGCCGCCGAUGAUGUUCCCACGCAAGCUUUGGAUAGCACUUUACACAAUUCCCCAGCUGACGAGAAGCCCAUUGAGACAGACAGCACUGGAAUGCAAGAGCCGGUUGCCACAGUCGAUCAACCGCAGUCUGGAAAUGUAAAUGUGACGGACCUUGCAGCAGAGAACAUGCUGAACGCUGGGCCACAAACGCCAACGAUGAGUGAGAGUCAGGACGAAGCUUUCGUCACACCUCCGCAGGGACCCGCCACACCAAGGGGUCAAGUUGAGGCAUUCGAGAACCUUUCUCAAGAACCUACCUUGGUCGAUAGCCAGAUUGGUUCGUUUGACGUCAAAUCUCAAGGGCCACGCGACGACAAAGAUCAACACCGUGGUUUAGACUCUCCAAUUGAACCCGAGACACCAACUAGUUCCAAGAAGAGCAAGAAAAAGGCCAAGAAGGAGGCAGCGGCCGCUGCUGCCGCUGCUGCCGCGGUUACCGCACUUGAGCCGAAGACUGAGGAUGUCGCCAAGGAUUCGGACAACAAGGAUGCGAAGGACGAGACGAUCACGGACAACGGGAUUUCGAACACGAUCCCAGACAAGCUAGGGGAGAUGGAGCAAUCAUCGCAAGAACCCCCGACGAGCGGAGAAUUCGCUACGGACAGCAUGAUUUCAGAGGAGGCAGACCCAGGGCCAACUGUUACCAAAAAGGGAAAGAAGAAGAAGAAGGGCAAGAAGUCUUCAACCCUGGACCUGGAGCCUGAGAACAGCCCGUCCACAAGUACCCUCGAAACCACGGCAGAUGUAGCGAAUACAAGAGAACAGUCCGCUUAUUUGACGUCUCCAUCGGGAGAGCCUGGCAGUGACGAAACCCGCUUCUUGCAAGCAGACGCGCCGAUAGAGGCCGAAUUGCCGGCCUCUCCAACUGCGAGCAAGAAGAGAAAAUCCGUGACCUGGGCGCCUGGGCUAGAGUCUUUCUCGACCAGUCCCGAGCCUGCGCCACAUCAAGAAGGCGAAGACGAGCGUUUGGGAGACGUGAGCACCACGGAAAGCGCACCCGCCUGUGAGACAGCAUUCGAAACCGAGCCACAAUUGCGCCAAAAUGAGUCAGUAGCAGGGGGCUCGCCGGAAGCGAUCGGCCACGGCGACGUUGUGGCCUCGCAAGGCAUCGAAAUGGACCAAACAACCACAGCCGAGGCGGAGAAGGAUCUCGAACCAGAGGGCCAAGCACAGAUACGCUAUGCAAGUGAGCCCAGCGAGGCCCUGUCCGGUCUGCAAGACACAAGUCCGAACCCUGGCGGCGAUGGGUUUCCGUCAUCGCCUGGGCUGAAGGCCACGCGAGGAGUCGCAGGCGAGCCAAUUGCCACACAACAAACCGACUCCCCUUGGGGUGGUCAAAUGCCUCCCACGCCUGCCUCUUCCAGUAUGAGCGACAUCGAGGUGGCCAACCGGGAGAGCGGUGAGACACUAUUAUCGGAGGUGGACGCAGAGCAAGACACUAGCGCCAAAGCUAAUGCAACAAACCUCGAACCUGCGGGCCGCCCUGACGCCAUUGACGAACCAUCGGCUGAGGUCAGCGCUCAAACGGGGGAGGUAGACAUCCCAGACCCCGGCCUGCAUGUGGGUGUGGGGCCUGUAAGUGGGCCGGUCGACGACAAAUCAGUGGGGGACACGCAAAGCGGGCGGAUAGCGGAUGCCCAACCCGUGGGCCCGGCCCUCACCGACUCGGCUCUGGAGGCUGGAGACCCACACGAUACCCCGGUCAUGGCCCUGGCCAACCAAGACGACACAAACAUGGAGAUCCUCCCCCAACCUCUGCAUCAUGUACCCGGUCCCAGUCCGGUGGUGGUUGACAAAAUUUCUGAUGCGGGGAUUACUGACUCCUCUGCUGCCGGGAUCCUUCCUCUGGGCGACGAACAACACGACAAUAAUAUCUCAAACGUCCGAAAUAAGGAAGCUGCGGGAGACGCAGAGAAGGACGAGACAAAGGACUUACACGACCAUCUCGCCACCGAUGCUGCACUCGCGGGUCUAUCAGAAAAUCCGGAAUCGCUGGGUGAACCCAUUACCUCGGAGCCGCAAUUAAAGCCGCUUUCGGAGACCCUUCCAGGUCCUGAACCAACAGGGGACGUGAACACCACCCAAGACUCCGACCAGACCGAGACACGAGCCGGUCGGGAAGACGGCUUCCGGUCUGAACCCUCAAGCUCGAGCAAGAUGUCCAAAAAGGACAAGAAGAGCAAGAAGACCAAGGCCGCAUCCAGCGAGCCUGUCCCGCAAGACGAUGUCCAAGAUGUCAAGGAACAGACUGUGGACGACGGAGCCCCGGCAGUCCAGGCCGUGGACGGACCAGUCCAAGCACCGGAACAAGCGGGGCCGGAACCCUCAUCCGGUGUCAAAGAUGCCCUCGAGAUGGCCCCCGUAAUGGAAGCAGUCGAGGCCGGCGAGGAUGAAUGGGCAUCUCAGCCAUCCGGCAAGAAGAGUAAGAAAGACAGGAAGAAGCGCGCUGCGGCUGAGACUGCUGCUGCUGCCGCCGCAACAGGGCAAAGCAAUGAGCCUGCCUUCGAGAGAUCUGAAGUCAUCGAUGAGGAAAAUUCCCCUUCUCAACCGGCUCUGGAUGAGGCUUCCAAAAUUGAUGUUGCCGGCGAUGAGCAAACAACUCCAGUAGACACGAUAGAGACUCCUAUUGACGCCCCGGAAGUCCAAGAGUCCAAGGAGAGUACAGAGACCGUGGGCCCUGUAGAAAGUGCAACAGCGGAAGUUCACGCCCUGGCACGGCCAACAACCGACAUUCCAGGCAAUUCAGUGACGACAGAUGAGAAGCCUGGGGCGCCCGAGGAGGCUGAUCUUAGUGGUUUUGAGCCGACUAAGAAGAGCAAAAAGGACAAGAAGAAAAAGAGGCAAAGCAUCUCUUUGGAUGACAGCCAUGAGCUUGUUUCGCCCAAAGCUCAACCAGAGGAGUCUGAAUCCCCAAAAGGCACGACCACGGUCGCCCCUGCCCCACUCGAGGACACCUUCCUGCCCAACACUGAAAACAAACCCGCCGAGGAUGUGCCUUCAUCAACCGAGGCGGGGGCAGAGGACCUGCAAAAAACUGAGAAAUCCGACGAGACACCUGCAACUCAAGCUCAAGACCCAACAAUCCAACCCAUCGAAGCGCCAGCAGCCGGCAACUCUGAAGUCACACCUGAAUCGCCAUCGGUCCAGCUCAAGAACAUCGACUCUGCUCCGCAAACGGAUCUCGACACUUUGGGUGAUGGCACGGCUCCACUGCAAGACGAAGAAUUGCCAGUUGUCACGAAGAAGUCAAAGAAGGACAAGAAAAAGAAGAAGGGCCUUGCUCCUACGAGCACACCAGAUGAAGCACCAGCAACACCAGAACCCGAGUUGGUUGAUCAAUCCGCGUUCCCAGCCGCAAAUCAGACGCCCGAACCACCAGUCGUCCCUCCUGAGACCCCUACAGCCGAGGACCAGAGCCACAAAGCUGUAGAAGAAGCCACCACCGCAGAGGCAACACCAACCACCGAGCCACCUCUCGUUCCCUCAGAGGUCCCUGUCAUAGAGGAGCAAAUCUCAACACCCGUGGGAGAAGAGGCCCCCACCUCAAAGAAGUCGAAAAAAGACAUGAAGAAAAAGAAGGUUGCCUCAAUUGACACCCCCGAGGAGCAGUUGUCGGUCGUGGAAGGCGAGACUGUACCGGAAUCCACAACCAUGUCACAGACUGCAGAGACUCUCAAAGAGCCAGCCCUCACUACGAUCGACGAGGCCACUCUGCCAAAAGGUGCAUCAGCCGAGGAGACGGCACCUACACCAGAAACUACCCAGCCGACGGAGCAGAAGCCUACCGAAGCGGAACCCACCGAAGACAAGCCCGCCAGCGAGACGCCUGUCAUGGAGGUUGAGCAGCCAAAGACGGAAGUGGACCCCUUUGCCGGUCUUAGCAAAAAGGAAAAGAAAAAGAAGAAGGCCGAGCUGGCCGCCGUCGAAAAAGCCGCUGCGGAAGCUGCCGCCGAGUCUGCCGCUGCCGUUGGCAAAGCUCCAAUCCCCGACCCUGCAGAGCCAGUCGAAGUCAACGCCGCCGAGGCGCCUGCCGAAGAAAAGUCCCUCGAGGAGCAGCCCGCCAGGGAGACGCUUGCCGAGGGGAACCCCGUGCUAGAGCCGGAGUCCGCGGAAGCGGUAGAGAAGGCGGCCGAAACGACACCGGAGCCGCCCCAAGCCGAGGUAGAUCCUUUUGCCGGUCUCAGCAAGAAGGCAAAGAAGAAGAAGUUGGCCGAGAUUGCUGCCGCCGAAGUUGAAGCUGCAGCCGCUUUGAACCCUCCUGUCGAGACCGACAAGGCCCUGGAGGAAACGGUUGUCGAAGAAAAGCCUGCCAUCGACAAAUCCGCCGUCGAGGAGACGUCCGCCGAGAAGGCUGUCACUGAAGUUACUGCUGAAGCUGAACAAAAGUCUACUGACAAGUCUUUUGAGGAGACGCCUGUCGAAGACAAGCAUGUCGACGAGAAGCCUGCCAAAAGGGAAAUGCCCCAAGAUGAUUCUUCAAAGGAUGAAAUUCAAACAGAAUCGACACCUAUUGCGGAACAGCAGCCUGUAUCACCAAAAGUCGAAAAGGACCCUUUUGCUGGCCUAAGCAAAAAAGAAAAGAAAAAGGAAAGGGCUGAGCUGGCCGCCGCCGAAGAAGCUGCCGCGGACGCCAUCGCAAAGACUGCCGAAGAGAAGUCUGUUGAUGGCCACCCUGUAGAGGCUGCUGUUGGGGACGAGACUAUUGAGGACACACCCACCGAACUCAAGCCCGCCGAAGAGUCGCUAUUGGACGACAAACUCGCCAACAAAGAGCAUGCCGAGGAGGUAUCAGCGACAGAGGCACCGCAGACUAAAGAAGAUCCCUCAGCUGGGCUUAACGAGAAGGAGGAGAAACCGGCGGCCGAGAUGGCUACUGCAGAUGCAGUUUCUGAGCCCGCCGUCGUCGGAACCACGCAGAUUGCCGAGGAUAAACCAGCCGAAACGGCUCUUGAUGACAAGUCUGUCGAGGAGAAGCCUUCUGACGUUAUCGUUGAGGACAAGCCUGUGGAAGACAAGCCUGUAGAAGAGAAUGCUGACGAGAAGCCUGAGCCUGAACCACCAAUCCUUGAGGUGGACCCUUUCGCCGGUCUGAGCAAAAAGCAGAAGAAGAAGAAGAUGGCCGAAAUGGCGAAAGCCGCUGCUGCCGCCGAAGCGAAGGAGGCCAUCGAGGAGAAGCCUGCUGACAGCCAGACUGACAACGCCUCCAAGCAGGUUCCGGCCCUUGAAAGCGAUCCUUCCGCGUCGGUUGAGAACACCUCUAAGGAAGAUAGCGUCCCUGCGCCCCUCGAGGAGACUCCUCAAUCGGCGGACAUUGCCAACCCGGAGGACGAGCUCCCAGUCCCGGAGAAGAAGUCUAAGAAGGACAAGAAAAAGAAAGGAAAAGCUUCUCAGUCAGAUCUAGUUGUUGAGCCUGUCCUCGAGCAGCUAGUUGAGCAACAGCCCGAGCAACAGCUUGCAUCUGAGCUUCAAGCAGAAGUGCCACCUUCAGCGCAAACCGAGGUUCAGAGCACGUCUUUGGAGACAGCUCACCCGGAGACAGUUUUCUCUGACAAAGUGGCUGGCCCAGAGAGCACACCGGCCCCGGAACAGCUGUCUGCAGUAGAGGAAGCAAUCCCGGAUCAGGAGACUGAGGCUGUUCAGCCCACGGAUCCCGAGCAGGAGUUCCCCUUGACGACCGGAAAGAAGACCAAGAAAUCGAAGGGGGAGAAGGGUUUAACCGAGCUUGAGUCCGAAUCCCAGUCUCCAAACAUCACUGUACCCCAGGACGAUCAAAGCCUUGCUGUCGAGGCACCCGCAACGGAGGUUUCUUCCGUUGAUCAGCUAGCGGUUGCCCAACCCGAAGAUGUACCGGCCGAAAGUCAGAUGCGCUCCGCCGGUGUCGAGAGCCUGCCCGAUGCCCCCGCAGCCCCCGAUGUCAACGCGGGCGACGAGUCCCCAUUGACCGGCAAGAAGGCGAAGAAGGCCAAGAAAAAGGGGAAAUCCUUGGACCUGACUGAACCGGAGGCUUCGACCGAGCCUGCGCCGGAAGUCACCAUGUCUGCUGCCGAGCCCGCCCCCGAGCUUGCCACUGAGUCUAUCACUGGGCCUGUCGCUGCUCCCCCCACUGAGGUGUUCUUGGGGCCGUCCGAAUCUGCAGAGGACACUGUUCAGGAGCUCUCACCAGCAAUGCCUCAUACACCGCUUGAACAGUCAGCUGAUCAGUCAGCGCAGUCUGAGACCGUAGCGCAGACCAAUGAGGAUUUCUCAGCUCCGAAAUUGUCGAAGAAGGACAAGAAAAAGAAGAAAAAGGGCAAGCUUCAGGAUGACUCCAAUCCUCCCUCUGGAGCUGCGACACCUACGGUGUUGGAGUCAUCGGACCCUCUUGACGUUCCUGCAGCAGCCCAAACCAUCCCCGAUACUUCUCCUGCAAGCAUUCCAUUGCCGGAGCCAGCUGAGUUAUCGAGAGAGCCCCCCCUGGAGACCUCUGCCAAUCAAGACAAUACCAGUAGCGAAGUCGCAGAGGAGACCCCAUUAGCAACCGACCUUCUUUCUAGCAAAACAACUCCUCAGGAAGGCGCCCCCGAAUCCAAGUCCCUGAACACGACACAAUUGUCCUCUGAAGAGGCUGACCUGCCACCGGUCGACAGUAAUACCCCAGAUAAGGAUAGUGUUGUCGUCGAACCCGCAGAAGCUUCCCGAGACAUCGAGUCGUCCGCUGUCCCACCUGGAUCCGAGCCCACCACUUCCCAAGAUCACCCUCAGGCAGAGAGUCGCUCUGUCGAAGAACCACUCGCGGCGACUGAAUCGCCAGCAUCCCUUAGCGACCCUGUUCAGGAAGUUGGCAAAGGAGCCGUCAUAGAGCACCAACCACCCGCAAAAGAGGAAUGGCCCGAGGCUACGCCCGCCAAAAAAUCAAAGAAGGACAAGAAGAAGAACAGAAAGUCCAAGGCGGGCGAUGACUUCGAUCUGGGUUCCGAAACUGCUAUGCCAUUGGAGAUCGCCGCUGAGGCAGCCAAAGAUGUGACGACAACUGACCAAGCCUCGACUACCGACAACAACGUUACUUCAGAUUUACCGAUCGUCGAGCCUCCGAUCACGGCAACAGCUCCAGAAGUCCCCGCUCAAGACUUGGCCGACGAGGUAGGGGAGGAACCCAAACAUCUGGUACAUGAGACGACACAGGAACAACGCGCCGACGACAAGAAGCUGGAUGCACCGACCAAGUCUGAGACGCUGACGCUCGAGCCGGAUGUUGACGGGCCGGUAUCCGUGGAAGAACCGCAAGAGCUAGUCGUCAAGGGAUGUAAGGACAAGGAGGAGAGAAAGUCCGUUCAGCCUGAAACUACCGCUCCAGCCAUCGAUGAGUCGUCCACCCCGCCGGAAGACCAUGCCACACACCCAGUCAAAGAGACAAGUACCGCAGACCCUGCUACUGAGAUCUCAACCGUCGAGUCCACGGAGGACACAACCGCGCCUGCCGAGGAAUCGCCUGAAUUGCCAACCUCGAAGAAAAGCAAGAGCAAGAAGAAGAAAUCUCCUCUCGUUGAGCCCGAGGUUAUUGCCGAAGCGCCAGCGUCUUCCGCCAGUCUCGAGGCAGAGCCUCAGACAGUUCUUUCACAAGAAGACCAGACAGCCAAGACCAACCUACCAGAGGCACCCCUUGACAACAACGCCAAUGCAGGAACCUUGGCUAAUGAGCCAGAGCUUCCCUCUAAGCAUGGCCCAGGAUUUGACUCCAAGAGCACUCCUGAUCAUCAGCCACAGGUCGAGACGGCUGACGAUGCAGUCAACAAGUCUUCUGGUACCCUCUCCCUUGAUGCACAGUCGAUCAUUGAGAACCGCGAAGUCGAUGAGGCACCAAAGGCCGCCAAACAGGAGCCCGCCAUCAAAGACUUACCCGCAGAUGCACCAGCAACACCAGCUGAAGAAUGGCCGGAGGCUGUUACCACAAUCAAGAGCAAGAAAGACAAGAAGAAGAAGCGACAGGGUUUGCCAUUGGACGACCCCGAAGCUGAUUCUCCUUUGGCUUCUGGCAUAGCAACACCGCAGGCUGUCCCGGCUGAGAAUGAAACGGCCUCGAAGCCUGAGAGCGGCACGUCGCUUGAGGCACCAGCCGACGAAGUUACUGUACAGUCUACUGAUGGCCCGUCGGAACAACCUGCAGCCGAGAUAAACGUGGUCGCAGCUGAGAAGUCUGCCGAGCCUAUGGAGUCUUCUGAGCCCAUUCCCACUUCUGUAAUACCGGCCGGCUUCAAUAAGCUUGAUGACGAGACUAAUAGCCAGCGGGAACUCGACGAGCCCACUGUGCCUGUCCUUAAGACCACGGAGAGCGCUGAGCCAGUUCCUCUCGUCGAGCAAACAGUUCCCGAGACAACUUCUGAGGAGACAAGCCAAGACACUCGACCCACGGUUGAGAACAGCACAGCUGACACGGAAACAUCCGCCAACAUUGCGGAGACCGCUGGUGAAGCUGCCACAGACAAUACUCGCUCUUCCGAGGAGAACAACCAGCAGACACCCGCGAUUCCAGCUUCAGAGACCGCUCAUGAGCCCGCAGCUGCCGGCGACGAUGAGUGGAACGUACCUGGGACCAAGAGGUCAAAGAAGGGUAAGAAAAGCAAGAAACAAUCCAUCUCCCUCGACCUCCGAUCUCCUGUUAGUGCCGCCUUGAACUCGCAGCAAGAUUCUGUGGUGCCUGGGCCCGAGAUGAGCAAGUCCGAAGAAGCGGAAGGCAAGAUUGAGUAUUUCGACAAGGCACCACGCGACAUUACUCGAAGCCCUACAACACCCUCGCCUCCUGAGCCCGCUGCUGCGGAGUUUGUCACUGAAGGCGUCGACACCGCCCACCCCCCCACGUCAAACAAGUCGGUGGGCGUUGAUCUUACUCCCGCACAAGAGACCAGCAGAGUCGUCCACGAGCUGCCUUUCGACCAGUCUGACAAACGCAAGAAGAUAAAAACAAGAGAGUUGUCAAACACCCUUCUACCUGAACCGAUCAUGAGCUCUAGAGAGAUCGCUGCUGCGUAUGUCGACGGCGGCCACGGGGCCCCAGCGGAGGAAGCCAGCAGAGCUACAGGACAGUUGUCGUUACCGACUGUGGAGCCCGACACCCCUCAAGACCAAGGCCCUGCUGAACGCAAGAUGGACGAGGAUGCAUCACAGCAGGAGCUAAAUACCUCAUCUGCCCGCGGCAUGGCCGCUUCAUACCUUGAGCAUAGGAAUGAUCAGACGAUGGAUGAGCCCAUCCAGCCAGAGACAAUUGAGAAACAUCCAGAUUCCGAAUCGUCAGGAAUGGGCAUCGCAGCUGGAAUUGCAGCAGCCGCCGCUGGAGCUGCCGUCCUCGCAAGCAAGUCUAGCAGCGCCAAGAAGAAGAAGGGCAAGACGUCCAAGUACGUGGACAAGCGUGCGUCGCAAGAGGAGGACAUGUUGGAUGACCCAUCGCUGUGGGAAGGUGCUGACAGGAAACAAGUUGGCGAGGCUGCAAACGCAGAUGCUGAGGAUUUUGAGGGUGGCGGCGAAGCCGCUGAUCACGAACAGAUGGCCGGGAAACCCACCGAUGCGAGUAUUGUGCAAGACGACAAGUCCGAGCCUGCACAACGACCGUCUGGUCAAGGCACGGAGGUACCAAAGGCGGAUGUUGUCUCUAGUCCUACGUCAAGAGGCAUGAACAUCUACUCGGGCCAGCCACAAGAGGUUGCCGCUCACACAGCGGAGCUCAUCAUGUCUCCAUCUCCACAGGCGUUCGAAAUGGACAACAUGAAGGACAAAUUCAGAGACAUUCCGAGCCUGGCGGCACCGUUCAAGGAGAAGGUUCUGGAGGAUAACGUUGAGAGCCCGAUUCUCGGCCGGGAUACCGGAACAGAGGCAGCUGAGGGGAUGUCCAUGAACAAGAACCAAGAAGAAUCACUGGGCUGGGGUGCAAAGACAUCCAAGACAAACACCAUGGUCAGUGACAUGGACGAAGCCGUCGACCGCGGCUUCGAGGCCGAAACUCGUCGCGACCUUCCAGGCGGCCGUCCACUAAAGAGCCCAGAACGCGGCUUUGAAGUCGGCGGUUUUCGCAGUCCGGUCCCGACUAUCUUGCCGCCCGUGCAGGAGGAAGCGCACGAAGGAGCUGAAACAGAGCAUCGGCUAUUGUAUAGGCCAGCUUCCCGAACGACACUCGGCUCACCAGACCCGACGCGCGACAGUGGUUUCACAACCGGCUCACCUCACCCCUUCAAAAGAAGCGGCUUCGAUGAGGAAGAGCGAGACAGCGGCGUCCAGCUCCGGGAAUGGCAAGGCCAGAGAUCGCCGGGCCGGGAUGAGCAACGAACCCCCGAAUUGAAAAGUCACAGAAGCGAGAGGCGGAGAUCGCGCGAGUUGGAGCGAGCAAAAUCGCCAACGGAUAGGGCAGCACUGCUGCGAUCCCCUGCAGCUGAAGGAGAAACGCACGAUCAUCCUCUUUCCAAGACUCCCGUGCUCCGGGAGCCCACUGGGCGGGAGCUGACCCCGGAACCCCAAAAGUACAGAAGAACCGUCAGCCCAGAGCUGGAGAGGAAAAGGUCCAAGUAUCAGGACCUGGCAUCGGCAGCGCUGGCCGGUGCAGCAAUCAGUAGCACCUGCUCCUCACCACGCAGCACUCCCCCACCGGGCAACCGCAGUGUUUCUGACAGGGUUGCACGACUGCAGUCGCCAGCGCCGACGGAUUCAGUAGCGCGCAGGUCCAUGUCCAAUAGCAGCCUGUCACGGCACAGGCGGGCCAUGGGGACGCCAACACCGGAGCCACUAAAGUUUCGGCCUGAGAGCCCAGGCAUCCAGCGGUCAGGCACUGCCACCCCGCCCCUACGCCGGGUAGACAGGCGUGUAAGCGGAGACCUACGAUCUCUGAGCCAACGAAGUCACCUCGACCUCACCAAGGAUCCCAAGGAACCGACCAGCAACACCCCCGUCGCCAACGAGGGUCGUGUCCGCACAAAGGACAUGGCCGACGUCUUUGAUGGAUUCGGGGAAGGCCGCAUCGGCUCUCCCCGAUCACCGACGCGACCACACAGCAUGCGACGCCGCCAGAGCAUGCAAGUCCUCGAGCUCGAGUCUCGCGUCGAGCAAUUGAUGGCCGAAAACCAGAUGCUCGCCGACGCCCGGGCCCACGCCGAAUCCCAUAAUAGCAACAGGGCCUCGGGCAUCCUGGCAGAGCGCGAUGCCGAAAUCGACGUUCUCAAGCAAUCGCUCGAAUUUCUACAAAAGGAGGUGGCCCGCUUGGCCGAGGUCAAUGAAGGCCUGAACAGUGCCAAUGCCCAACUUGCUGCCCAACACAAUGAGCGGUACCGUUCAUUGGAGACGCAGCACGCCGACACCUCGCGGCGGUUGGAGGAAGCUCGCGCCGAGCAGGGUCACUUCCAGGAGUCGUUGCUGCAGAAGGACGCCGAGAUUGGUCGGCUGCGCUCCGAGCUUGAGGCGGCCAAGGACAAGAUCCGGCAGAUGCAACGCCAGAUCUUGGCCACCAAGGGCGCUGAUAGUGACUUCCUCAACGUCCAGGACGUUGACCACUUCGACCACAGGUGCCAGCAGCUCUGCUCUCACGUGCAGCAAUGGGUCCUUCGGUUCUCCAAGUUCUCAGACAUGCGCUCCUGCCGCCUGACGAGCGAAAUCAACGACGAGAAGGUCAUCGACCGCCUCGAUAACGCCAUCCUAGAUGGCACCGACGUGGACACGUACCUUGCCGACCGCGUCAAACGCCGGGACGUGUUCAUGUCCAUGACGAUGAACAUGAUCUGGGAGUUCGUUUUCACCCGAUACCUCUUCGGCAUGGACCGCGAGCAGCGACAGAAGCUCAAGUCGCUGGAGAAGCUGCUUACCGAGGUCGGCCCCCCGCGGGCUGUCCGACAAUGGCGAGCAGUCACCCUGACGCUCCUCUCUAAGCGGCCCAGCUUCAAGCACCAGCGCGAUCUCGACACCGAGGCCGUGGUCCAGGCCAUCUUCCAGACGCUGUCCAAGGUCCUCCCUCCCCCGUCUAACCUGGAGGACCAGAUCCAGUCACAGUUACGCCGCGUGAUGCGAGAGGCCGUCGACCUCUCCAUCGAGAUGCGCACCCAGCGCGCCGAGUACAUGAUGCUCCCGCCGUUGCAGCCCGAGUACGACGCCGACGGCGAGCUCGCCGACACAGUCACCUUCAACGCGGCGCUCAUGAACGAGCGCAGCGCCGACAAGUCCGUGACCAACGAGGUCCUCGAGGCCCAGAAGGCCGUCGUCCGGAUCGUCCUCUUCCCCCUCGUCGUCAAGAAGGGCGACGACGGCGGCAACAACGACGAUGAGAUUGUCGUGUGCCCCGCUCAGGUGCUGGUGGCUCGGCCCAAGGGCAGCAAGGCGGUCCGUCUCUUCACGCCCGGGAGCGACACCGGUGGUGCGUCCAUCAGCGGCCAGACGGCUGCCAUGCACAGCGACAUCAGCAUGGGGACGUUCCUGCCCGAUCAGGCUUCCACCCAGUCAUGA